UUUUAAUUCCGUUACUCGCGAGAGCAGUUUCAUGAAUAGGCUUUUAACUCCACCGGAAUGCAACUAUCGGAUCAUUCCGUUAGAGGAAUUUGUCCGACAGCGUUAAAACUAGUGAAUCGAGGGGCAUGAGGAAAGCUUCCUGGAACGUCGGCAGUGUUGUCAUGUUGCCUGUCUGAGUGUACUCGUGAGGAUUUUUUGUUUUUAACUUGCGUUGUGUACUGUUUUUCUGGGAGUUCAUAGGUUAUGCACGCACGUGGAUAUCUUUAGAAAGAUAUACAAGUUAAGAGUAUUUAAUAUUUAAUAUACCACCGUAACUUUGGUCAGUGGUUUAGUGUUAAUUAACUACUACGAUUUAUGUGAUUAGCAAUGCCACGCUCUAAACGAGAUAAGAAAGUUUCUUUAACGAAAGUGAAAAAGAAGACGGGACUGGCGCUAAAACAAAAGUUCAUUGAAAGUAUAAAUAAUCUCGUCACAGAGUUUGAGAAUAUUUUUGUGUUUGAAUUCGAAAAAAUGCCCAAUGAAAAACUGAAAGAAAUGAAGUCGGAAUGGAGACCUAGCAAAUUUGUUAUUGGGAAAAACAGGCUGCUGCUAAUCGCUCUGGGUAAAAACAAAGAGAGCGAAGCUUCCAAGAAUUUGCAUAAACUGUCAAAGCGGAUUGUCGGGCAGUGUGGCUUGCUGUUCACCAACGAGGCGGAAGGAGUGGUAAUGAAGUGGUUUGCCGACUACAGCCGGCUGGACUUUGCCCGUCCGGGCACGGAGGCGAAGGAAACCGUGAGUCUACCGGAGGGACCUCUGGAGCAGUUCCCGCACUCCAUCGAGCCGUACCUGCGUCAGCUCGGGAUGCCGACGAGUCUCAACAACGGAGUCGUGACUCUGACGAAGGAGUACACAGUGUGUCAACAAGGCAAGAUCCUCAAACCGGAACAGACGAAAAUACUCAAGCUGCUGGGAAGGAAAACUACCGAGUUCAAGAUGCAGAUCAAGUGCAUGUGGUCCAAGAGUGGUAAAUUCAAAUCGUACUCGAAGAGUGGUGAACCCAAGAAAAGCAAGAAGAGCGUAAGUGUUAGCAAAGCAGUUGAAUCUGCUGAUGUUGAAAUGAAAGAAGACGCAAGUGCAUAACAAACAGUACCUAAUGUUCUGAGAUUUCUUGAAGAGACCAUCCAUUCUUUAUGACUUAAUAAAUGUGUUGUGUGGCAGACAUUGAAAUAUUUCAGGACAUGUUGAUUCUGAGAAUUCAGAAUUGGUCAACAAACUGUAUAAUAUAAUGUAUCACAAUGUUUUAAAAUGCGUUGAGUGAGUUAGAAAUAAAUUUAACAACCAAUGUG
Messenger RNA from Bacillus rossius redtenbacheri, 1325 nucleotides. It is a transcript of the gene RpLP0-like, whose product is annotated as mRNA turnover protein 4 homolog. Gene Ontology annotation, biological process: ribosomal large subunit biogenesis; nuclear-transcribed mRNA catabolic process; rRNA processing. Lineage: Eukaryota; Metazoa; Arthropoda; Insecta; Phasmatodea; Bacillidae. Bases 367 to 1119 code for a protein of 250 amino acids. Gene Ontology annotation, molecular function: RNA binding. The record is from RefSeq and is a predicted model, not a curated record. The transcript has a single exon. Gene Ontology annotation, cellular component: nucleolus; preribosome, large subunit precursor.